Molecule: messenger RNA, 1660 nt
Organism: Nerophis ophidion (straightnose pipefish)
Lineage: Eukaryota; Metazoa; Chordata; Actinopteri; Syngnathiformes; Syngnathidae
Gene: rap1gapl
Product: RAP1 GTPase activating protein-like
Exons: 19
Coding region: 1-1638 (545 amino acids)
Biological process (GO): activation of GTPase activity; regulation of small GTPase mediated signal transduction
Cellular component (GO): cytoplasm
Molecular function (GO): GTPase activator activity
Source: RefSeq, a predicted model, not a curated record
AUGGAGGGAGACAAGAGUGAAGACGCGGCCACCCCCAGAAAGAGAAGUUUGACAAGCGUGGACACUGAGCCAGGAGCCGAGUCUGCAAAGAACACAGUGGACAUGUUGGACUCUUCAGUCAAUGAGAAGAAGACGGUCUUGUCUGCGAGCAUCAGCCAGAAGGAGACGGAACUGUUUGAAAUCAUAGAAAAACUCCAGGGCAGCAGACUUGAUGAGCAGCGAUGUGAGUUCCCUCUGCCUCUUAAGUCCCGGCUUUUAACAGGAGAUGGAGAGCUGCCAAUCGUCCUUCCAUCAAAGCUGGGGGGCUACUGGAUAGAUCCUCCUUUGGUGAGGUCUGCAGACGUCAGUCCCACCUCCUCCCAUCACGGCCUCCACGCAGAUGGCUACGAAAUCAUGGAAAGAGAUGGCGAGGCCAAAAGCUAUCGCCAGUUCUUCCGCUCACGGUAUCACCAUUCAUUCACAGCGGUGGAUCCUUCUUUAGGGCCUCUGGUUCUGUCCGUGUGUUUGGAGGAGGAGGACAAUAGAAUGAGAGUCAUACUAAGAAUGAAAGAAUGCUCUCUGCAUGGAGUUUUUUCCCUGUCGCUCUUUCCUGGCAUUCCUUCAGCAGUGGAACUGGCAAAGAUGCUGUGUGACAGAGUGACUGUCUCAAAGUUUGAAGUGGUCAGUUACCUUAAGGCUCCAGUACUAAUAAGUACAUUCGAUGAACACAGAGUGUCUUCCAAUUUCAAGUUUGGCGUAUUGUACCAGAAGGAAGAUCAGCUAACCGAGGAGGACAUACUCGGUAACGACGAGGAAAGUGAAGAGUUUACAGACUUCCUGUCCAUUUUAGGCGACACCGUUCAGCUGCAAGGCUUCACCGGCUUUAGAGGAGGCCUGGAUGUAUGUCACGGCCAGACUGGAAGCCAAGCACUGGUCACUUCCUUUCACGGGAAAGAAAUCAUGUUCCACGUGGCGACCAAGCUGCCCUUCACGGAUGGAGACCCACAGCAAUUACAAAGAAAGAGACAUAUCGGCAAUGACAUCGUGGCGCUGGUCUACCAAGAAGGUCCCACACCUUUCUUAGCUGAUGUCAUUAAGUCACACUUCCUGCACUGUUUCAUCGUGGUACGGAAGGUUCCGAGGGAGAUGGAAGACACAGGAAAGGCUGCUUAUCGGGUAAAUCUGACAGCUCGAGAGGAUGUUCCUCCAUUUGGUCCUGUCCUUCCAGAUCCUCCAAUCUUCACUGAUCGCUCCCUGCUGAGAGAAUUCCUCCUGACUAAGCUCAUCAAUGCGGAGAUUUCCUGCUACAAAGCAGAGCAAUUCAGCAGACUGGAGCUGCGCACUCGUUCUUCACUUCUGGAGAGUCUACAGGCGGAGCUGUGUACUCGCUCCCAGUGCAUGGUGGGAGAUCCAUCACCCUCUUCCAACGCUGAAAAUGUCAGGGGGGGAUCCGAAGGGAGUGGGGGUUUUAUUGAGAACUUUAAGAGAGCCAUCAGAGUGAGGAGCCACUCAUUCGAGACUCUCAGCAUGCCCAGGAGGAUUAGUGGGCUCUCACCACUGAAACCAAAGGCCGAGAAGGAUGCAGACAGCGAGAAAAUAGCAGACGGCACGGGGCAGGUGGAAGUCCGGGAUCAAGCAAGCCCUCAAGAGGAGACGUAGACAAGUUUGCUGAAUUAGUAGU